AUGGUUAUCGCGCUUGAAGAGACCUUGGCCGUGACAUUACCUAACCUGAACUCGACUAUGGGCGCUUUGUUGGUGGGAAGCUUCCUUGCGACUUUACUCUACGGAAUAACAUCGCAUCAGUUCUUCCGGUACUUCCGCAUGUAUCCGCGAGACGAAGUUUCUCUGAAGGCCAUGGUUGGAGGACUUUGGUCGUUACAGGUAGCAGUCACUAUAACAUCACAGGCAGUCAUUACUCUCAUAACCCACUGCUUCUUUGCUCAGCGUAUAUAUCACUUGAAUGGAGGAAAUUGGAUUUUCCCUUCGAUCUUGGUUUUGCCGUCGGUUCUCGCGUUUUCUGGAGCUAGCAACGUCACUAUCGCUCUUGGUAGUGCCGCAAUCUCGGAUACAAUACUCUCAGUCGCAUUGUGCUAUUACCUGCGAAACCAAAAGAACAAUUUCUUUAUACUUCCCUUUUCCGUCGAUAAAGCAACAGUUUGUCUGAUAAAUACAGGUGUCCUCACAAGCAUUCUGAUAGUUGCAGACGUGAUUUGUGCGGCCAGUAUGCCUCACAACUUGAUAUAUCUCGGGCUGUACUUUGUAGUCAGCAAACUCUCAACGCCAGACGAAGUGGAAUUGAAGCUUGCGAAGCUGGAUGCUUUGAUCUUGCAAAGCAGCUUGGCAGAAAAUGAGCCUGCGAUCGAACAUGAUACCGAACUUCAAGACCAUCAUCCCGCCCAUCUCACAUAG
Molecule: messenger RNA, 726 nt
Organism: Coniophora puteana RWD-64-598 SS2
Lineage: Eukaryota; Fungi; Basidiomycota; Agaricomycetes; Boletales; Coniophoraceae
Exons: 16
Coding region: 1-726 (241 amino acids)
Source: RefSeq, a predicted model, not a curated record